CCCUCACCAAGCCCGCUCCGCCUCGGGCGCGGCACGGCGAUGCCGGGCAGCAGGGAGGACGCUGGAUGGCUUUUCUGCGGAGGGAUGGCGUGCGGCAACCGCAGCGGACGCAGCAAGAGGCAAGUGCUGUUGUUUAUUCUGGGCGUUUGCGUGUGUCAGAGCGCGGCCGAAAGCCUCCGCUAUUCUCUGGCGGAGGAAAUGGAGAGGGACUCCUUUGUGGGCAAUAUUGCCAAGGACCUGGGCGUUGCUCCGAGCCAGCUCGCGGCUCGCAAAGCCCGCGUUGUGUCCGAGGGGAACGAGCAUCUUUUCCGCCUCAAUCAGAACACCGGGGUGCUGACGGUGACCGAGUCGCUGGACCGAGAGCAGCUCUGUCCGCAGAGUGACACUUGCAUCCUCUUCUUUACGAUGUUCUUUGAAAAUCCGCUGCAGCUGGUCAGAGGGGAGGUGGAGGUGCAAGACGUGAACGACAACUCCCCCGUGUUCCCGGAGAAGAGCAUCGUUAUAGAAAUUCCAGAAACGACAUCUCCCGGGUCCCGUUUACCUCUAGAAAACGCCCGAGAUAAGGACAUAGGCAGCAAUGGCUUGCAGAACUACAGCCUGGGCUCCAAUACACAUUUCACCCUCUCUCUAGAAACAAGGAAAGACGGAAUAAAAUACCCAGAGCUCGUCUUAGAGCAGCAGCUGGACAGGGAAGAGCAGCCGGAGAUGAAUUUAGUCCUCACUGCCACUGAUGGGGGCUCACCACCCAGGUCGGGCAUGGCUCUGAUCCGAGUCGUCGUGCUGGAUGCCAAUGACAACGCCCCGGUAUUCGGCCAGGAGGUGUAUGAGGUGCGUUUGUCCGAGAACAGUAGCCGGGACCAGCUUAUGAUAAGAGUUACGGCCGCAGAUCCCGAUGAAGGAUCCUACGGGAAAAUACGGUAUGCCUUGACACAGAUACCGGAUAGGUCCCGAGAGCUCUUCGAGUUGAACCCUGAAACUGGGGAGAUACGUGUUGCAGGUGACCUGGAUUUCGAGGAAGCAAAAAACCACGAGAUAGUGGUGAGAGCGACAGACGGCGGAGGUUUGUAUGGACAUUGCAAAGUGCAGGUGGAGGUCCUGGACGCUAACGACAACGCCCCGGAGAUCGCGCUCACCUCCCUCACCGCCUCCAUUCCCGAGGACGCCCCGCCACGCACCGUCGUGGCUCUGUUCAGCGUGCGGGACCGCGACUCCGGCGACAACAGCAGGACGGAGUGCGCCAUCGACGCCGACUUGCCCUUCAGCCUCAGCCCCACUUUCGAGAACUACUACGAGCUGCGAACAAACGCGGCGCUGGACAGGGAGCGCACGGCAGCCUAUAACAUCAGCAUCACAGCCACGGACUGGGGCGCGCCGCGGCUCAGCUCCUCGGAAACGCUCUUCGUGCGGCUCUCGGACGUGAACGACAACCCGCCCCGGUUCACCCAGGACGUCUACAGCAUGUCGGUGACGGAGAACAACAGCCCCAUGCUCCGCAUCGGCAGCGUGAAGGCCACGGACGCGGACGCGGGAAGAAACGCACGCGUAAGCUACGCGCUGGUGCGACAGGAGGGCAAGGAGCAGCCCGAGGUGUCGGUGAACUCGGAGAGCGGCGACGUCUACGUGCUGCGUCCGCUGGACUACGAGGCGGUGCGCGCGUUCGAGGUGGCGGUGCGCGCUGCCGACGGCGGGUCGCCGCCGCUCAGCGCCCAGGCGGUGCUGCGCGUGGUGGUGCGGGACGACAACGACAACGCGCCCGUCGUGCUGCACCCGGCCGCCGAGCCCAGCGCGCAGGCGGCGGCUCCGUUGGAGCUGGUGCCGCGCUGGGCGCAGGCGGGCUACCUGGUGGCCAAGGUGGUGGCGGUGGACGCGGACGCGGGGCAGAACGCGUGGCUGUCGUACGAGCUGGCCAAGGCGACGGAGCCGGCGCUGUUCCGCGUGGGGCUGCACAGCGGCGAGGUGCGCACGGCGCGGGCCGUGGCCGAGCGCGACGCGCCCCGGCAGCGCCUCGUCGUGCUGGUGCGGGACCGCGGGCAGCCGCCGCGCUCCGCCAGCGCCACCCUCGGCAUCGCGCUGGUCGACGGCUUCUCCGACGCCCAGCUGCGGGCGGGCGACGAGGCGCCGGCCGCGCAGCUCGACGACCCGCUGACGCUCUACCUCGUCGCCUCGCUGGCCUGCGUGUCCGCGCUCUUCCUGGCCACCGCCGUGGCCGCCGGGGCCGUGAGGCUGCGGCGGGCCCGGCGGAGCGCGGCCGACAGCUUGCCCACCUUCCCGCAGCCGGCCGCCGACAGCGACGCGGGCUCCCUGCCCCGCAGCUACAUCUACGACGUCUGCCUCGCCGCCGGCACCGUCAACAGCGAGUUCCGCUUCCUCAGGCCCCUCUUCCCCUGCCUCCCCGCCGGCCUGCCCGCCGCGCCGCCCGAGCAGCGGAGCUCGCUGUGCUCGCAAGAGCCGGCCAACCUGGGCGAAGACGGCGACUGGGCUGCACAGGGCAGAACUCCCUUCUCUCAAGACUCGGUUCCCAGACCCGAGGUAACAACUUGCCCUGCAAACCGGGCCAUGGAGAUCAGUGUCCCUUCUGAUCAAAGCCCUUGGCUCACUCAUCAGUGAGGAGAAGGACAAGUACGUCGGUCCUCCUAGGAAAAAGAGAAGAAAGAGGCCAAACACUCAGUUAAAAAGUAUCAGAGGCGUAUCAAGCUCCUCCCUGAGAGAAAAAUAGCUCCCACCCCUUGGGCACUACAUCUCUCUUGAAGGUUUUUUUCGUUUUUCCUUGUGGUCUGGGUGGACAAGGAUUGUGUUGCAUGUUGACUACACCAAGCCUUCAUUUGUGCUUGUGACAGUGCUGCUGCUUCUGCAUAUUAAGUGAGAUAUAGAAUACUGGAAGUACAUUUUCAAGAUAAUUUAUCAUGUCACUUUUCCUGUGUUGCUUUGUUGUUUCUUUUUCUUGGCUUGGUUUACAUACUUCUUGUGGUUUUGUAUCUGUACUAAAGACUUCAUUUUCUGCAGCCUGAUCAGAUAUUGGCCAAGUAGCUAUUAGGUGAACUAAGUGAUAUUUGCAAAGGAAUUCCUUAACAACAAGCAGCAGCUGAUUACGUUAGAACCCGCUGACCUAUGUAACCAGAAGAUUCCAGGUUCUCCCUACUGCAAAGAGUUGGCUUUGAUCAAUUUCUUCUUUCUUUUAAUAAAUUACACUUGAAAUGAA
Molecule: messenger RNA, 3199 nt
Organism: Colius striatus (speckled mousebird)
Lineage: Eukaryota; Metazoa; Chordata; Aves; Coliiformes; Coliidae
Product: protocadherin beta-15-like
Exons: 2
Coding region: 40-2607 (855 amino acids)
Biological process (GO): homophilic cell-cell adhesion
Cellular component (GO): plasma membrane
Molecular function (GO): calcium ion binding
Source: RefSeq, a predicted model, not a curated record